UAAAUGAUUGUCUGGUCCGUUUGAGCGUAACAAAAUAUUUGGUUCAUUUUCAAUCAAGCACGAAAGAAAAUCAUGAGUACAAUUAUAAGAUAUUGAAAUAUAAAAUGCUAUUACAAAUGAAUAAAUAUGGAAGAAGCUAGUUAUGAAAUAGUAAUACAGAAAUGUUAAAUCAGUGUGACGGUAUUUUGACGUCAAAAUGUGUAUUAACAAAGUUACAUUUCUUUUAUUAUGGACUUUAUUACUGUGUGCUUCGUCUGAACACAUUAAAGGCCAAUUUUCUACACAAGAAUUUUUCAAGUUCCUAGUGAAAUUUGGAUUCCAAAAGACAGAUAUUCAUUUUCAAAAGGAAACAUAUGGAUAUAUUUUUGGAAACAUUACAUCCAAUCAACAGUUUAAGUAUCCUAUCACGUUUGCAGUAUUAGACAGAAGACACUUUAUUCAUUAUUAUAAAAAUCGUGAUAUAAUUGACAAGGAAACAGCUUGCCAGGUUAUGUUUCAAAAUUUAAACUCAUCUGCUUAUCAUCCAAAAUGUAAUACAUGCGGCCAAGAUUUAUUUCGUCGUAUUCCUUGCCCUGAAGGUAAAUUGUGUAUUGAUGAAGAUACACCUUGGAAUGUUAUCAAAACCAAUCAAUUCACUUAUGUUAUACAAAAUACAGGACAGCCUAGGUUUUGGUAUAUAUCUAUGGUGUCAUGUUACUUAGAUGAAGUGACAUGUUCAUGGCAUCAUUACACUGGAGCCCCUUCUGCGGACAAUAAGACGUUAACACAUGUCCCACAGGAUAUACAGUAUGAUUUCUGGCUUGUUAACGGAAGUCCCAAUAUUUCGUUGUACAAUACAUUGGUUUAUCAAUUUUCAUUUGAUAGACAAAAUACCCUUGAGUUAUAUCUGCUAUUCUGGCUAUGCUAUAUAAUACUCCUGCCUGUCCAGAUUUAUGCUGUGAGGACACAGAGACAUCCAGUAACAAAACUGUUUACAUGCAGCCUUUUAUUGGAGUUUAUUGCUCUGUGUUUUAAUGUAUUGCACACAGCAAAAUUUGCUAUUGAUGGCAUUGGUUUUGAGGGUCUCGCUGUAGCCGGUGAUAUUAUAGAUAUUAUGAGUAGAACUCUGUUCAUGUUAUUACUCCUCCUGUUAGCCAAAGGCUGGGCAGUUACAAGAUUAGAACUGACAUACAAACCUCUUGUUUUUGGUGUUUGGCUGGCAUAUGGGAUAGUCAAUAUUCUGCUUUAUGUAUGGAAUACAACGGAAGUUGAUAUAAUUGAAGAGAUAGAUGAAUACCAGACAUGGCCGGGCUGGUUGGUUCUCACUCUGAGGGUCGCCAUCAUGGUGUGGUUUAUUCUAGAGCUUCGUAACACUAUGAUAUACGAGCACAAUAUAACGAAGCUCAAUUUCCUAUUGCAUUUCGGCGCGUCCAGCCUCGUCUGGUUUGUGUACUUACCGAUCAUUGCAUUGAUUGCUCUGCAAAUUAGUCCUCUGUGGAGGUUUAAGUUCUUAUUAGGUAUAACAUACUCUGCCGACUGCCUGGCGUACUGCGUGAUGGCGCAUCUGUUGUGGCCGACGCGCUCCGAACAGUACUUACUACUAACUUCUUCAGAUUUUACAGCAAAUGUAGAGGAGUUGGAUGAAUUUGAUGAGUCUCCUCACGUGGUGCACAGUGACACUAUCGCACUCACCACCGCGGAGAGUAUAAACGCGGACGACGAAGACGUUAUAUUCACGCGACCUCUAAAGAACGGAGCGACUUUCUCAAAUCAUUUAGGAUAGAGUUACUUUUAACUAUCAAGUUUAGUAUCGAGCAACUUUAUGACUUAAACUUGAGUACAGUUAAGUUGUGAAAUUAAGUUGGUCCUUCGUGAUGUGCCACUUUUAUGAGAUUUUUAUAUACUUGUUUGUGAAUGGUGAAUAAUUGUGGCUGUCCUUUUAUUCCUUUCAUACUUUGUUAAUGUGCAACUUUAAGUCUUUGUGUAAGAAUACGUUUUGUAAAUUUUAUU
Messenger RNA from Papilio machaon (common yellow swallowtail), 1989 nucleotides. Its product is annotated as integral membrane protein GPR180. Lineage: Eukaryota; Metazoa; Arthropoda; Insecta; Lepidoptera; Papilionidae. The record is from RefSeq and is a predicted model, not a curated record. Bases 197 to 1762 code for a protein of 521 amino acids. The transcript is spliced from 7 exons. Gene Ontology annotation, biological process: response to pheromone; G protein-coupled receptor signaling pathway.